Messenger RNA from Aspergillus aculeatinus CBS 121060, 1683 nucleotides. RefSeq names its product MFS transporter. Lineage: Eukaryota; Fungi; Ascomycota; Eurotiomycetes; Eurotiales; Aspergillaceae. The transcript is spliced from 4 exons. Gene Ontology annotation, molecular function: transmembrane transporter activity. Gene Ontology annotation, biological process: transmembrane transport. The coding region runs from base 1 to 1683 and encodes 560 amino acids. The record is from RefSeq and is a predicted model, not a curated record.
AUGCCUUCCUCCCCGCAUUCCAGUGCCUCCUCCCUCUCCACCAUCCCAACCGAGGACCUCAGCUUCGAACCCGUGCGCACCCCCAGCACCAGCCUCCAUCAGACCCAGAGCAACCUUGCCAUCUCGCGCAUCCAAUCCCUCCGCCUCACCCAUGAAUCAACCGUCGGCUCCCGCAGAGGCAGCACCCGGACGCCGCGCGAGCAAUGGCUCCCCAUGGGCGGUGGGAAGGAGUUUCCCCCGCAUCUCCCGGACCCGGAUCAGUAUGUCGUCGAGUUCCUCGACGAGAAGGAUCCGAUGCAUCCGCAUAAUUGGGCCACGGGAACGAAAAUCCUCCUCUCCGCAAUCCUAGCCUACGUGACGUUCGUCUCCUCCUUCGCCUCGGCCAUCUUCUCCUCGACCGUCACCGCCAUCAGCGAACAGUUCCACAUCAGCACCGAAGUGGCCGUCCUAGGCGUGACCCUGUACGUCCUGGGCUUCGCCGCCGGCCCGACGCUGUGGGCGCCCCUAUCCGAACUCUACGGCCGCCGCUGGCCCAUCACUGCCGGCAUCUUCGGGUACAGCGUGUUCACCAUGGGGACGGCGACGGCCAAGGACGUGCAGACGAUCAUGCUCACGCGGUUCUUCGCGGGGCUGUUCGCCGCCAGCCCGCUGGCCAUCGUUCCCGCGGCCUUCGCGGACAUCUACAACAACCGCACGCGCGGGAUCGCCAUCGCCAUGUUCGCCAUGGCCGUGUUCGUGGGGCCCUUCGCGUCGCCCUUCACGGGCGGGUUCAUCACCAUGAGCUAUCUGCACUGGCGCUGGACCAUGUACAUCGCCAGCAUCAUGGGCUUCCUGGGGUUCGCGCUCCUGCUCCUCUUCUACCGCGAGACGUACGCGCCCGCGCUCCUGCAGCAGAAGGCGGCGAUUGUGCGCCGGCAGACCCGGAACUGGGGCAUCCACGCCAAGCAGGACGAGGUGGAGAUCGAUCUGCGCGAGCUGAUCACCGUCAACUUUAGCCGCCCGUUUCGGAUGCUCUUUACCGAGCCGAUUGUGUUUCUGGUCACCCUGUACAUGUCGUUCAUCUAUGGCCUGAUGUAUGCGCUGCUGUCGGCGUACCCCGUGGUGUUUCAGGGGAUUCAUGGGAUGAACUUGGGGGUGGGCAGUUUACCCUUCAUCGGGCUGAUUAUUGGCGAAUUUGCCGGAGGGGCAUACGUGUUAAUGAGUCAGGGGAGCUACACGAAGAAGUUGAUUGCCAACGGAGACGUCCCGGUGCCGGAGUGGAGAUUACCCCCGGCGAUUGUAGGCGGUGCGGCGUUCACAAUUGGAUUGUUUUGGUACGGCUGGACGGGCUGGACACAGUCGAUCCACUGGAUGGCCCCAACCGCUUCUGGAGUAUUCACCGGCUUCGGAAUCUACUGCAUCUUCUUGCAGUGCUUCAACUAUCUUAUUGACUCUUAUCUGCAAUUUGCUGCCUCGGUGUUCGCCGCCAACACGAUCCUCCGGUCGGCGGUGGGCGCAUGCUUUCCCUUGUUCGCCAAGCAGAUGUUCGUCAACCUGGGGGUGCAAUGGGCAGGCACCUUACUGGGAUGCCUCGCCGCAAUCAUGAUUCCCAUCCCACUGGGGUUCAUCCUGUAUGGCCCAGCACUGCGGCGAAAGAGUAAAUUUGCCCCAUCGCCCGUAGUCUUCCAGGAGAAAGCUUGUUGA